AAGUAUGACAUACAUCGUAUUACCUACCAACCUACCCACGCCGUCCGUGGAGGUGUAGGUACGUACCGGUACAUGGCAACCUCAGACCGGGAUCGGGCUCAUGCGACGCGCCGCCCGUCCUGCGCCGUGUGCAUCGUCGGCUGUUUAGGGCGCGUGUCCCCCAGGCACAAGAAGACUCAUAUGCGUCAUCAUUGGUCGCGGGCGGCCUGGGGAUGGGGAAGCAUCCCAAUUAGAGGCGCCCAGGGCAGCCCGGGGAGCGAAUUCCCACCUACCGGUACUUGGGAUUCGCAUUGCGGUGAAGGACAUGGGGAAUCUGCGUCCUCCUCUUCCUCCCAUCGACAGAGAGAAAUCGGCGUCCCAUGGUUGAUCGCACACAGACAAUCAUGUGUAACACAGCCCGCCCGCGUCUUGCAGGCAGCGCAAACCGAGAAAUGUGCCUUGUCUUCUUCAGCAGAGUGCCACCGAAAAGCACACUUGGGGUCUUGUUCCCCCAUCUGCAGGCCGCCCACGAGGGCACCCAGUGGUGGCGGCCGCCGACAUGUCAUUUAUUACCUCGUCGAGCUGGCCAACGCCUCAAUAAAUCCUGCACCGUACGUACCGGAAGGGCACAAAUAGGUAGCCAGCCGCCUUGAUUGAAUAAGAAAGAGCCGACAGGAAGGAACCUUGGCUCCUAUCCCAUCGGGCGCGAACGGACCUCACUAACCUAAUGUGGAUCCCCCUCCACUUUUACCCCAAUCUUUCGGAGAUACAUGACAAUACAUCGUUUUAGAAUGUUAUUUUGUUAGCAACCACCACCAAUUUCAACAUUAUCACCAGCAUCUUCAUUUAAAUUGCGAUGUCUUCUGCUUUAGAUUCCCCUACCUAUAGUACUAUCUACGUUGAGGUCCUACUAGAGGACCUUUCUAUAACCUGCCUAGAUAACUGUUGUUUAUAGCAGUGCAAUAACGCAAUAGUCUAGCCUAACAAAGGACCCAGUAGGGCUACUUAGACUAUAAUGUACUGGUAUGUAAAGGUAGAGAUUGUUAGUACCUUUGGCAUAGG
Messenger RNA from Colletotrichum navitas, 1041 nucleotides. RefSeq lists its product as uncharacterized. The record is from RefSeq and is a predicted model, not a curated record. Lineage: Eukaryota; Fungi; Ascomycota; Sordariomycetes; Glomerellales; Glomerellaceae. The transcript is spliced from 2 exons. Bases 73 to 615 code for a protein of 180 amino acids.